GCCACGUCCGUGUACCCUCACUAAACUUUCAUUUCUUUCGUUUUUCCUUCUCUUCGUCAAACGAGUUCCUUCAACGCAUUCUCAUCGGUGUCCCGCAGACCUGACUGAAGAUCUUCACCCUGAGAAACACAAUCCCCUCCUCUUUAAACAGGAGUCGGAGAUGUUGUACAUCAAAGAGGAAGCAGAGCCAGCCGCUCCCUACAUUAAAGAAGAACAGGAAAAUGAAAUCAUUGCAGUGACCGUCGGUGUGAAGAGCGAAGAUGAUCAAGGUCUAAGCGAAGAGAGCAGAGCAGCGAUACCUUUGGGCGACAGCUCAUUUCAGCACUUGUUGUCAAAAGAAGAGGGACGAUCGCGUCCAAACAGCCUCUCAGCUCUGCUUUCGGACAGCGACGACGUAACGUCCCACUCUUCUGACACUGAUACGAGUGAGGAGGUUGUUGACUUUGACCAAAAUGCUUUGAAAUCCUUAAACAGGUCAUCAUUGAAAAGAAGUGCAAAAGAAUGUGCGGGUGGGAAACCGUUUGCCUGUACACUUUGUGACAAGGGAUUUUCUCAGAAGUUUCAUUUAGAAGUGCAUAAACGUACACACACUGGAGAAAAGCCUUUUGUCUGCAAUUGUUGUGGUAAAAGAUUCAACGAGAAGAAAAAUUUAAAGAGACACGCAAUAACACAUUCUGAAGAGAAGCCUUUCACCUGCUCACUUUGCGAUAAAAGAUUUUCUGAGAAGACACUGUUAGAAAGUCACACCCGUAAACACACUGGAGAAAAGCCUUUUGCCUGCACAUGUUGUGGUAAAAGAUUCACCGUGAAGAGAUAUUUAAACAGACAUGCAAGAACACAUACUGGAGAGAAGCCUUUCGCCUGCUCCUUAUGUGAGAAAAGAUUUUAUUUUCAGUCUCAGUUGACAAGACACAUGGGUACACAUACCGGAGAAAAGCCUUUUGUCUGCACAUGUUGUGGUAAAAGAUUCACCGAGAAGACAAAAGUAAUCAGACACGCAAGAACACACAAUGGAGAAAAGCCUUUUUUCUGCACUUUUUGUGGUAAAAGAUUUGCUGAGAAGGGAAAUUUAAUCCAACACACAAACAUACACAGUGGAAAAAAGCCUUUUGGCUGUUUACUUUGUGGCAAAAAAUUCACACAGAAGGCACAUUUAAACAAACACACAAUAACACAUACUGGAGAGAAGCCUUUCACCUGCUCCUUAUGUGAGAAAAGAUUUUAUUUUCAGUCUCAGUUGACAAGACACAUGCCUACACAUACCGGAGAAAAGCCUUUUGUCUGCACAUGUUGUGGAAAAAGAUUCACCGAGAAGAGAAAAUUAAACAGACACGCAAGAACACACAAUGGAGAAAAGCCUUUUUUUCUGCACCUUUUGUAGUAAAAGAUUCACCUGGAAGGGAGAUUUAGUAUUGCACGCAAGAAGCCACGCUGGGGGAAAGCCUUUGAAUUGCAGUGUUUGACGAGAUGUUCAAAUUCCUCCUACGCAUUUUCAGUGGAAAAAGCUUUUCUUCAAUUUUCUCAUUCAGUUUCCCAUGAGUUUCUUUUGAAAAAGUUGUUGAAAUAUUUUGCAGGUCCAGGUCUUUUUCACCAUCAAAUAUUCUUGAUUAUUUUUUUUUCUUUUUAAUCAAAUUAAUUUGGUUAAGUUUAGGUUAGGUUACUU
Corythoichthys intestinalis (scribbled pipefish) is the source of this 1663-nucleotide messenger RNA. RefSeq names its product oocyte zinc finger protein XlCOF6.1-like. Gene Ontology annotation, cellular component: nucleus. Gene Ontology annotation, molecular function: DNA-binding transcription factor activity, RNA polymerase II-specific. Bases 161 to 1381 code for a protein of 406 amino acids. The transcript is spliced from 2 exons. Gene Ontology annotation, biological process: regulation of transcription by RNA polymerase II. NCBI's taxonomy places the organism in Eukaryota, Metazoa, Chordata, Actinopteri, Syngnathiformes, Syngnathidae. The record is from RefSeq and is a predicted model, not a curated record.